This is a messenger RNA of Halteromyces radiatus, 1895 nucleotides long. RefSeq names its product WD40-repeat-containing domain protein. The record is from RefSeq and is a predicted model, not a curated record. Bases 1 to 1407 code for a protein of 468 amino acids. Gene Ontology annotation, molecular function: protein binding. NCBI's taxonomy places the organism in Eukaryota, Fungi, Mucoromycota, Mucoromycetes, Mucorales, Cunninghamellaceae. The transcript has 6 exons.
AUGCAAAUAAACGACAACGACGAUUCUUCAUUUGAUCAAACAACUAUAUAUGAAAGAGAAGAAAAUGAAAAGUUAAUAUUAGAUACUCCUAUAAAGUCUGAUUCAAUGGUGGAACAACAAACGUAUAGUUUUUAUCGAUAUGACUGGACUUCUAUACCUUCAACACUUUUAGCUACUACCUCUGAUAGAUAUAAUAAAACAUGUGCUGAAUCAAUUAUUCUUGAUCAACCUAUUCUUACUAGAUCACUCGGUUCAAUACAAAAUAACAACAAACUUACAAAUAAUUUUUUCAAAUCUUGUCAAUGGUCUCCUGAUGGUACUUGUCUUUUAACCAAUUCUGAAGAUCGAACGAUACGAUUAUUUAAUAUUCCUUCGUCUGCAUAUGAUAUUUCUUCUGUUGAAUCCUUAAUACCUUCUAUUGGUAUUGUUGAAGCAGAAUCGAUUUGUGAUUUAACUUGGUUUCCUUUAAUGAAUACUCAAGAUCCUACUACUUGUUGUUUUUUGUCUUCAGUACGUGAUCAUCCUGUAAGAUUAUGGGAUGCCACCACUGGAAAAGUCCGUGCAUCUUACAGUGUUGUUGAUCAUCGAGAAAGAUUCAUUGGUCCAAACGUAGUUAAAUUCAAUCUGGAUGGAACAAAGAUUUAUUGCGGUUAUGAAAAUAUGAUUGAAAUAUUCGACUUGAACACACCAGGAAAUAAUAUAUCAACAAAAAUCGCCACUACACCUAAUAGAAAAAGCAAGAAAGGACAAAAAGGAAUUAUCUCAUGUAUCGACUUCAAUCGAGAUCUCAGUGGUAUGUAUGCAGCUGGUUCUUAUAGUCAAUCCAUUGGUAUUUAUGAUGAACGAACAGAUGAACUAUGUCUCAAAUUAACUGGAAUGAAAGGUGGUGGAGUCACCCAAGUCAUGUUCUCUAUGGAUGGUACUCGAUUAUUCUCUACUUGUCGACAAUCUAAUUCUAUUCUAUGUUGGGAUAUACGACAAUCUGCCAAUAUUUUGUAUGAUCUAGAUAGAAAAGGGAAAACAAAUCAACGUGUUACAUUCGAUCUGGAUCCCACUGGGUCUGUGUUGAUUUCAGGUGAUCAGGAUGGAAAUGUAUUGACAUAUGAUCUCACAACAUUGGAUGAAGAAGAUGUAGAAACAAAACCAAGAUUAUUAUCAUCCUGGAAAGCACAUCAAGAUAUUACUUCUGGAGCAACAUUUAACCCGGUAUACCCAUCCAUCUUGGCUACUUGUUCUGGUCAAAGAAAAUUUGAUAUUGGAUAUUUAUCAGAUAGUGAUGAUGAUUAUGACAUGAAUGAAGAAACAGUAGAUAACUCUCUUAAACUUUGGCAGCUGGCUGGUCAAUAUGAAUGGUAUUCAAUGGAUAUGCAAAUAACUGAAAAUGAUAAAGACACUACUUUGUGUUAGAUCACACCCUUGAUUAGAUUUAGAUGUUUAUAUUAGACUCACAUAUAUUACAUAUGUUUCUUCACUUUUUAUAUAUGUCUACUUUAUUUUGUAAAUAAUAAUAAACUUCAAUUGCUGUUCUUCAUCAUACAACUUAUUGGAUCUACGUAUUUCGCAGCCCCACUUCAGUGUUUGAAAAGAAAAAAAAAUGGAAAAAUGGUUAAAGGAAAAGAAAAUCCUCCGGCGCCAAGGCACGGUCGCCAUGCAUCAACCCAUCCAGGAUGUACGUGACGCAAAAGGGAUAGUAUAAGUAUCAUAAUGAUAAAAAAAAAAGGAUCCAAGAAGCAAGAAAGACGGAGAGACGCAAGGAGAGACAACCAGAGGCACAAUAAGAACAAGGAGAAAACCGGGGAAACAAGAAUCAAUAUUCUAUCGCGUAUGGUCAAGGAAGCAGACAAAAAGAAGCAGAUGAUUUUUUGUUUUUUUUUCUUUUUGUUUUUUUUUUUUUU